CAUAAUCUUGUAACAAAGAGCUUUUCUCUGCCAAAACCCCUUCUUUCUCCCAACAUUGUGCACUACAUCAGAUAGGAAAGUAGCUCCUAUUUUGUGGUACAGUUUGUGUCAAUGCCAGACUCAGAGUUUGCUAUUAUUUCUGUUAGUGUUUACUAGUAUUUCUAUUAUAGAGAUAGAUUGACUCUAGAUUGAUAGAUUGAUACUAUCUUAGUUUAUCAUGAUUGCAAAAGUGAGAAUAAUUUACCAUAUCACAGCUUUCAGCUGGUAUGCCUUUAUCAUUAAGUCCAUGGCUGCUAAGGAUGGAGAGAAGUUACCACCUGGGAUCUUUGAGUAUGGUGGACCCUGGAAGUACCUUACUUUCCUCAACCUGUUAUUGCAGAUGGUGUUCUUUGGGAUGGCCGUGGUGAAUGAUCUUCAGACUGGGAAAAACCCAGCAAAGGGUCUUAACAAGUGGAAAGACCUCAUCUUCUCUGUCCUCGCCUUCCCUGUAGGCAUGUUUGUGGUGCUGCUUUUCUGGGUGAUCUUUGCCUAUGACAGGCAGCUUGUCUACCCAGAAUCUUUAGAUGCCUUCUUUCCUCUCUGGAUGAAUCAUGCUAUGCACACCGUUGUCAUGCCUAUCUUACUUGGGGAGAUCCUGCUUCAACCUCAUGUGUACCCAAAGACCAACAAUGGCUUAGCUGCCUUAGGAGUUGUGGGCUUGGCUUAUUUGGGCUGGGUGAUAUUUAUCUACCUGGCGGUAGGUCUUUGGGUGUAUCCUCUCCUCGGGCUCCUUAGCACCUCUGGUGUGUUGGGGUUAUUCCUCUUCAACAUGACGGUGGUGACAAUGAUGUAUCUGCUAGGACGGACCCUAAACAACUGUAUCUGGGGAAAAGGCAAGACGGUAACUAAAAGGAAAUGAAACUCAGCCCAUUUUCCUCUUUCAAUCUAUUGGGGCCGGAUACAUUGCUGUCACUCAGAUAUCCCCAACGAACCUCAAGAAAUACUGUAUGUGUAUGAAUAGAAAUUCCACACAGGGUCUUAUGUCAUAUGUACUGUCCUCUGACAACAUAGUUUCUAACAGACAUACUGUAGUUUUUCUUUUUAAAAGAAAUGUUAUCAGCAUCACAAUAAGAAAAUAUAACUCAAUGUUGAAAAAAUAAUAAUCACAUUUAGGCUUGAUUGGUUUAGUCCUUUUUUACCAGGAAGUUACCACAACAUUCUCAAAACAAUAGUUUUCUACUUAUCAACAUGUUCUGACUACAACUUGACCAAAUGAAAAUAUGAGAGUAUACAAGGGGUGAUAAAAUAUAUUUUUAUACCACUUUUUGUCUUGAGAUUGGAAUAUCAUUGUGUUUCCAGAGGCUGUAUGAACACUUGUCAUAACAUACAUAUCUGUCAAGUGGAAAUCAUGAACAGUAUGUGAGCUAUUAUAGUCUCAAAACCAUGGUUGUGUGUACUUUUACCACAACAGGACAUUGGAUGUUUGCUUUUAUGACCAAACAUGUAAUUACAAGGCACAAAAAAAGCAUGACAUAAAUAUGAUGGAAGUCAUCUUCAUUUUGUAGAUAUCAUUUCAUUAUUCAAUAAUUAAUAAAUAAAAUAAAGGGCAGCACAUCACUGCAAUGACAA
This is a messenger RNA of Coregonus clupeaformis (lake whitefish), 1608 nucleotides long. Its product is annotated as androgen-dependent TFPI-regulating protein. NCBI's taxonomy places the organism in Eukaryota, Metazoa, Chordata, Actinopteri, Salmoniformes, Salmonidae. The transcript has 6 exons. Gene Ontology annotation, cellular component: membrane; endomembrane system. The coding region runs from base 218 to 898 and encodes 226 amino acids. The record is from RefSeq and is a predicted model, not a curated record.